Molecule: messenger RNA, 2715 nt
Organism: Racocetra persica
Lineage: Eukaryota; Fungi; Glomeromycota; Glomeromycetes; Diversisporales; Gigasporaceae
Source: the annotation of a GenBank genome assembly
AUGGCAUCUAAAUCAGAUAAUUCUCAUGUAAAAAUUCCAGUCGAGGAGGCAAAUAAAAAUAUUUUGGAAAUUGCCUGCUCGCCUAACAUGAAACAUGUUGCUGCAUUGCACGAAGAUAACUAUAUUAGUCUUUGGUCUAUUGAUAACCAAGGGAAACAUUUAGAGAAUGAAAAAACAAUCUAUAUCGGCGAAAUUUACACAAAAGAAAAUGAUGAGAGAAUAUUUGCAAUUUCAGAUAAUAAACAUGUUUCAAUCGGUUUUAAUAGAGAAAAACCCUAUAAUUUCAAAAUUUUCGAUUUUGAAAAUGAAAAAGAGAUAUUAUUAAAAUUUCCAGAUUGGCAAAAGGAAAUUGACUUCUUAUUCUUUAUUGAAAACGGAAAUAUUGUAAUGGUUAAUACUAAAUAUUACAGAGCAUAUGUUUUUUCGGCUAAAGAUAAUAUGACCUGGAUUUGUAAAUCAAUGAUUGAGCUGAAAUAUUUUAAAAAAAUUUAUAUUACUCUUAAAGGCAAAUUGAUCAUAUUUAAUGAUACAAUUUAUGAGAUCACGAUGUGGGACAUUGAUAAAUUAUCAAUUAGGACUCGUAUUUUAAUAGAUUGGGAUUUUACACCUGAAUUAACACCUGAAUCUAUUAAAAUUAGCGAUGAUGAAGAAUUAUUAUUAGUAUGUACAAAAAAUAAGAAAACUAAUGGAACACGUUUAUAUGUUUUUUCCACCGAAACUGGGAUGAAUCUGUCAUUCUCGAAUACAAACAUGGCAAUAGAUAAAUUUUACUUGAUCGGUUCUGGAAAAGGAGAAAGAAUAUUAUGUAGGUCAGGCGAUGAAUAUCUUUUAAACGACCCUUAUGAGCUCGGCAACCUCAGAAGCCCCGGAAAUCCAAUAGAUGCGAGUGAGCUUUUAAAUAGAAAUAAAGUUCAAAUUCAAAAACCAUACAUAAUCCGAUCGGAUGGAACAUCAGAUAAAAUAAUUUAUACUGUUGAAGGAAAAGUUUUAAUUGAAGAAUUAGUGCCUGAUAAAAAGUGGGUCGAUAAUUGGGUUGGAUACUUACGAAAAGAACUGGAAGACAAUAAUAGAAUUACAACUCCGUCCAAAAAGAUCAUUGAUAUUAUAAAUGAAAUUAAAAAUAACAAAUUAACAAAUUAUAACGUUGAUGGACAAACAUUUGAAAAAGAAUAUGAAAGAGAAUUAUUAAAAUGGGGAUUAGAAGUAGAUAAUGAAUCAGUUAGACUUACAGUAAUUGAUUAUAAUCAUCGCAAGAAAGAAUGGAACCCAGAUAAGAAAAAAAAGGAUCUGGAUAUUCUUCCAUCAAUUUAUCCUAAUGGAAAAAAAUUUAUACUACAUUGUGAAGUUCUUGAAAAUGAUGAUUUCGUUACGAUUACACGCAUUGGUGUAAUUAUUUGGACUUAUAAAUCUUCUAAAAUUAAGAUGCAUUACUAUUGGAAUCAUUGGAAUGAUCGUUUAAAUUUUGAAAAUGUAGAUAUAGAGUUUAAAGAUCCCUUUGAGAGCUGGACUCCAGGAAGAAUUCUUCCUGUUUCAAGUUACGAAACAAUCUGUAGAAAUUUAAAUAUUCAAUUUGGAAAAGAAAAGAAAAUGCAGCUUUUCGAAAUGUUUUUAAAUGAUAAUAUCAAUGAAGAAUUUUAUUUAACAUGCUACGGAAAAAUUCUCAUGAAAACAUUUAUUGAAUUAAAUGAUGAUGAUAAAUGGAUUCGAAAUUUAGGCAAUAGUUGUAUUGAAUUAAAUGAUGAUAAAUGGAUUCGAGAUUUAGGCAAUAGUUGUAUUGUUAAGUUUAUUCCAGAUAAAAAUCAUUUGAUUUCUAAAAUUUCUUUGUUGAGUAUUAUUUUUGACAAUUUUGUUGAAUUAUCAGAACAUCAUCCUGCAUUUAUAGCAAGUAUUUUAUCUUCGAUAGGAUUUGUAGUUCCUUCUAAUAAUGUGAUUCCAAAAUCUAAUUCUUCACAUCUUUCCAGCUAUGGAAAGUACUAUCAUUUAUCUAAAACAUCAUUUCUUCAUAUAUUAACAUCUUAUUUUUGGAUUAUAGCUCAAAGAGGGUUUUUAUUUUUGAUAAUAUUAGUAGCUAUUUUAAUUGCAUUUGCACAUUCAUUACACAUUUUAUUGCGCCCUGCCGUUAAUGUAUCUUUGAAUUAUCCAAGCUAUUCUACUGAUCCGAAUGAUCCGUGGAAUUUGACUACAAAAUAUAACGCUAUAGAUCCUAAUGGUACAAUUGAAAACCAUGCUUCGCUUAUUGAACCUCCUACUGCGACUACAAAUAUGUUUAUGAUGAUGGGUACAGCAAUUUCGGCUGUUUAUAUUAUGCUAACAGGAGAUACAACGCCAAUUUCCCGCUGGGAUUUCGAAAAUAACCUUACUUUACUUGUAUUAACAGUAUUAGAAGAAAUAGAGUUAUUAUAUAUGUUACCUCAUCAACGAAGAAAAGAGGAUUGGUUUCCAUUUAUUAUUUUUUAUGAAUGUCACACAAUUAAGCUUCGUGAGCAUGUAGUGGAGAUUAUAAAAAAUGGAUGGUCAGGUUAUAAAGAGCCUUACAUUUCAAAGAAUCUCAAUGAAGUUCUUCUACUUCCUGAAAAGCAUCCUUCUCUUAUACGAAUUAAUGAGAUUAUUAAAGAGCUGGAAGUAUCAGGACGGGAUAUUCAAAAGAAAAUUAAAGAACUGAAAGCAUCAGAUGCACGAAUUGAGGAGGAAAUUAAAAAGCUAAAGAAUCAUUAA